This is a messenger RNA of Balaenoptera acutorostrata (minke whale), 5878 nucleotides long. RefSeq names its product platelet derived growth factor receptor beta (gene PDGFRB). The coding region runs from base 707 to 4018 and encodes 1103 amino acids. The transcript is spliced from 24 exons. Gene Ontology annotation, cellular component: signaling receptor complex. The record is from RefSeq and is a predicted model, not a curated record. Gene Ontology annotation, biological process: positive regulation of smooth muscle cell migration; multicellular organism development; cell chemotaxis. Lineage: Eukaryota; Metazoa; Chordata; Mammalia; Artiodactyla; Balaenopteridae. Gene Ontology annotation, molecular function: platelet-derived growth factor binding; platelet-derived growth factor beta-receptor activity; ATP binding.
GGGAAAAGAGGAAGAAAAACAAGAAACUUGGGGGAAAAGAAAGAGGGAGGGGGAACUAAAAUUGAAAACAGACGCACGAGUCCACCCUCCCCGCCCCCAGCCCCCCUUCCCCCAGCUGAGCCAAUCAGAGGCCGCCCUGCAGCCUUUCCCCCAAAGUGGGGGGGGGGCAGGGAAGCCCACGGUGGUGUGAGCUCCUGGGGCUGCCAGCAGCCCACAGUCCCUGCCCGCCCAGUCUGGAGCUGGAGAGAAGGAGGGACUAGGAGGAGAGCGCCGGGCCCCUCUGACCAGCGGCACCAGGCAGCAGCCUGGGCCGAGCCAUACAGACAGACAGAUCCAGGGCUGCUCCUCCUGGCAGCCCUGCUCCUCCAGAGGGAUGCUUUGGGAGUGAGGCCACUCCUCACCCCCGUAGCCCCUCACUCCCUCCAUUCUCCUGAGGCUCUGGGAGCCUGCAAAGGUCCUCACUGCCCUCCUACCCUGCCGCUGCCCAAUUUCGGAUCCAGCAAAGUCUUUCUGAUAACAGGAGAGGGUAGGCAGUGAGGAGGUCUUCCUGGAGGGGGUGACAGCCCAGCGCCCAGGACCUUGCCCACACUUCAGAAGGCAUCAGCAGCAAGGCAACUUCCAUAAGCUCUCUCUGCCUCAGUUUCCCCAUCUAAAAUGGGACGAUCCUUGUAUCUACCUCAUAGUGUUGUCUGAGGAACAAGAUACCAUGCGGCCUCCGAGUGCCAUGCAAGCUCCUGUCCUCAAAGGCCAGGUGUUGUUGCUGCCCUUGCUGUUGUUGCUGGGACCACAGGCCUCCUGCGGCCUGGUCAUCACACCCCCAGGGCCAGAGCUUGUCCUCAAUCUCUCCAGCACCUUUGUUCUGACCUGCUCGGGUCCAGCUCCAGUGGUGUGGGAACGGAUGUCCCAGAAGCCCCCGCAGGAAAUGACCACGACCCAGGACGACACCUUCUCCAGCGUGCUGACACUGACCAAUGUCACUGGGCUAGACACAGGAGAAUACUUUUGUACCUACAAAGGCUCCCACGGGCUGGAGGCCAGUGAGCGAAAACGGCUCUACAUCUUUGUGCCAGAUCCCACUGUGGGCUUCCUCCCGGUUGACCCCGAGGAACUAUUCAUCUUUCUCACGGAAAUAACUGAGACCACAAUUCCAUGCCGAGUGACGGAUCCGAGACUGGUGGUGACGUUGCAUGAGAAGAAGGUGGAUGUCCCGCUGCCCAUCGCCUAUGACCACCAACGUGGCUUCUCUGGUACCUUUGAGGACAAGACCUAUGUCUGCAAAACCACCAUCGGGGACAGGGAGGUGGAUUCGGACGCCUACUAUGUCUACAGCCUCCAGGUGUCAUCCAUCAACGUCUCAGUGAAUGCGGUGCAGACUGUGGUCCGCCAGGGGGAGAACAUCACCAUCAUGUGCAUUGUGACUGGGAAUGAGGUGGUCAACUUUGAGUGGACAUACCCACGCAUGGAGAGUGGGCGGCUGGUGGAGCCAGUGACCGACUUCCUCUUUGAAAUGCCCCACAUACGUUCUAUCCUGCACAUCCCCAGCGCCGAGCUGGGAGACUCAGGGACCUACAUCUGCAAUGUAUCAGAAAGUGUGAGCGACCAUCGAGAUGAAAAGGCCAUCAAUGUCACCGUGGUCGAGAGCGGUUACGUGCGGCUGCUGGGAGAGCUGGACCCUGUACAAUUCGCGGAGCUUCACCGCAGCCGGACACUGCAGGUGGUGUUCGAGGCCUACCCGCCGCCCACUGUCAUGUGGUUCAAGGACAACCGGACCCUGGGUGACUCCGGCGCCGGCGAGGUUGCGCUGUCUACGCGCAAUGUGUCUGAGACCCGGUAUGUGUCAGAACUGACACUGGUGCGGGUGAAGGUGGCUGAGGCUGGCCGCUACACCAUGCGGGCCUUCCAUGAGGAUGCUGAAGCCCAGCUCUCCUUCCAGCUGCAGGUCAACGUGCCUGUCCGUGUGCUGGAGCUGAGCGAGAGCCACCCUGCCAGCGGGGAGCAGACAGUCCGCUGUCGUGGCCGGGGCAUGCCCCAGCCACACCUCAGCUGGUCUACCUGCAGCGACCUCAAAAGGUGUCCGCUGGAGCUGCCUCCCACGCCGCUGGGGAACAGUUCCGAGGAGGAGAGCCUGCUGGAGACGAACGUGACAUACUGGGCAGAGGAGCAGGAGUUCGAGGUGGUGAGCACACUGCGCCUGCGCCGUGUGGAUCAGCCGCUGUCAGUGCGCUGCACGCUGCACAACCUCCUGGGCCAAGACGUUCAGGAGGUCACCGUGGUGCCACAUUCCCUACCCUUCAAGGUGGUGGUGAUCUCGGCAAUCCUGGCCUUGGUGGUCCUCACGAUCAUCUCCCUCAUCAUCCUCAUCAUGCUCUGGCAGAAGAAGCCACGCUAUGAGAUCCGAUGGAAAGUGAUUGAAUCUGUGAGCUCUGAUGGCCAUGAAUACAUCUACGUGGACCCUAUGCAGCUGCCUUACGACUCCACCUGGGAGCUGCCGCGGGACCAGCUUGUGCUUGGACGCACCCUGGGCUCUGGGGCCUUUGGGCAGGUGGUGGAGGCCACGGCUCACGGCCUGAGCCAUUCUCAGGCUACCAUGAAAGUGGCCGUCAAGAUGCUGAAAUCCACAGCCCGCAGCAGCGAGAAGCAAGCCCUCAUGUCGGAGCUGAAGAUCAUGAGUCACCUCGGGCCCCACCUGAACGUGGUCAACCUGCUGGGGGCCUGCACUAAAGGAGGGCCCAUCUUCAUCAUCACCGAGUACUGCCGCUACGGCGACCUGGUGGACUACCUGCACCGCAACAAGCACACCUUUCUGCAGCGCUGCUCCAACAAGCGCCGCCCGCCCAGCGCUGAGCUCUACAGCAACGCCCUGCCCGUCGGGCUCCCGCUGCCCAGCCAUGUGUCCCUGCCUGGGGAGAGCGAUGGUGGCUACAUGGACAUGAGCAAAGACGAGUCGGUGGACUACGUGCCCAUGCUGGACAUGAAAGGGGACGUCAAAUACGCAGACAUCGAGUCCUCCAACUACAUGGCUCCUUACGAUAACUACGUCCCCUCCGCUCCUGAGAGGACCUGCCGGGUGACUUUAAUCAACGAGUCCCCAGUGCUUAGCUACACGGAUCUUGUGGGCUUCAGCUACCAGGUGGCCAAUGGCAUGGAGUUCCUGGCCUCCAAGAAUUGCGUCCACCGAGAUCUGGCAGCCAGGAAUGUGCUCAUCUGUGAGGGCAAACUGGUCAAGAUCUGCGACUUUGGCCUGGCUCGUGACAUCAUGCGGGAUUCGAACUACAUCUCCAAAGGCAGUACCUUCCUGCCUCUGAAGUGGAUGGCCCCCGAGAGCAUCUUCAACAGCCUCUACACCACCCUGAGCGACGUGUGGUCCUUCGGGAUCCUGCUCUGGGAGAUCUUCACGCUGGGUGGCACCCCGUACCCAGAGCUGCCCAUGAACGAGCAGUUCUACAAUGCCAUCAAGAGGGGCUACCGCAUGGCUCAGCCUGCCCACGCCUCUGACGAGAUCUAUGAGAUCAUGCAGAAGUGCUGGGAAGAGAAGUUUGAGAUUCGGCCCCCCUUCUCCCAGCUGGUGCUGCUUCUCGAGAGACUGCUGGGCGAGGGUUACAAAAAGAAGUACCAGCAGGUCGAUGAGGAGUUUCUGAGGAGCGACCACCCAGCCGUCCUUCGGUCCCAAGCCCGCUUGCCCGGCUUCAAUGGCCUCCGAUCCCCCCUGGACACCAGCUCCGUCCUCUACACUGCUGUGCAGCCCAACGAGGGUGACAACGACUAUAUCAUCCCCCUGCCUGACCCCAAACCCGAGGUUGCUGAUGAGGGACCACUGGAGGGUUCCCCCAGCCUUGCCAGCUCCGCCCUGAAUGAAGUCAACACCUCCUCUACCAUCUCCUGUGACAGCCCCCUGGAACCCCAAGAGGAACCAGAGCCAGAGCCCCAGCCUGAGUCCCAGGUGGAGCCAGAGCCCAAGCGGCCGCCGGAUUCCAGCUGCCCUGGGCCUCGGGCCGAGGCGGAGGACAGCUUCCUGUAGGGGCUGGCCCCCACCCUGCCCUACCCGAAGCUCCCCCUCUACCUCCCAGCACCCUGCGCCUCCUGGCCUGGCCCAGCCUCCCAACAGCCAGGCUGUUCCCAUCAGCUGUCCCCUCUGGAAAGCUUUUGCCCCUGGCACACCACACCCAACCCCUGGGGCUGGCUUAGGAGGUAAGAGAACUGUAGGGACCAUGACCGGUCCUCUGCCUCUGGAGGGCGCAUGUGACUGUGAGCCAGGCUUCUCCCAGGAGACUCAGUUUCCCCAUCUGUAAGAUGGGGAAGGUGGGCUUGGCAACCCACAAUCUGGGAUUCUCACCCUGGCUGACAGAUGUGGAGGCUGGAAUCCCUGAGGAGAUGCUCAAGGUUCAUGAGGUGGUAGGUUAACUUUUUUUCUGUUCAGCCAGCUGCCCCUCAAGGAGCUGCAGCUCUCUCCUUGCACUUUUUCCUGCCCAAGAGCUGGGGAAGGGACCCUAGCAUCUCUGGCUCCUGGCUGAGCUAGGGCCUGGCCUUGGACAGUGUUGCCUCAUCCAGAAGCCACCUCCCCUCAAUGCCAGUCUUUGCUUUCCCAGGCCCAAGCUGGUCUGGGGCCUUCCAAGCUUAAUUAAUGCUGGGGGCUGAGCCAAGGACAGGACACCCUGGCCUGUAGCCCCUGCCCCAGGCACUCGGGGUACACCUCCCCAUAACAUGCCUGUGUCCGUGUCUUCCUGGCCCCAUGGAUCCAGGGGUCUUUUUCCUCAUCAAUGCCAGUCUUACUCCACUCACCAGAGUCUCCAGGGCCAGAUGGGCCCCACGUCUGUGACGAGUGUGUUGACGUGCCUGCAGGAGGUGUCCACACGUGUGGACCAAUGUGGCAUUGGACCCGCUAGAGACCUUGGAGGAAUCCCUCGCCCUCUGUUUUCCCUGUUGAAAAAUGAGCAGGUUGGACUCAUUGACUUCUGGUGCCCUGCCAGCACUAACCUUCUAGAAUAUUCCAGGGGUUGCACACUUGCCCAGAUGAAGCAAAGAUAAACCCUCCAAACCUCUAUCCCGGGUUAGUUGGGGUCUGGGGAGGUUCCAGACUACACAUCACACUCCGGGCAUUCAGGAACUGUGCCCCUUCCCCAGGCCCCUGGCAAGUCCCCAAAGGCCAGCUGCCCAGGCCUUGACUCUGAGUGACAGCCAGUGUCCUGGAAAGCCCCCAGAAGCUGCCCCAGGGACAUGGGGAGCCCGUGGGACCCCUUUCAGCACCCACAUGACCUCUGGAGCUAUUCUGGGCAAAGGAGGCCGAGACGGCAAGUAAGACCACCUGACACAGCCCACCACUCCAGAGCCUGCUGUCCAGGUCUGUGCCGCAGGCCUAGAGGACAGCGAAAGAACAAGAAACCUUGGAUGGGGGACCUGAGGAAGGGGCGCAAGAGGUGGGUACUUUGGGGGGUGUCUUCGCACCUGCCAGCUGCCCCACCCUGAGGCAGGAACCGUAGAACACGGCUUUGUCUGCCCGGGGACGCUCACCUCACUGUGUCUGCCAGCCCAGUGGGCACUGGAGGGGUCUGGGCCGUGAGGGCUGUGGCCAAGACUGCUGACAGGGGAAGGGCUGGACGGAGGGUGAGGGAAGGUCAGCGCCUCUGGGCACCAGCCCCCUGUGUUGGUUGGCACCUCCCCGCCCCAGGACCCACAAAGCCUGGUCAAGGAGAGGGCGUGGGUUCUCACUACGGUACCAAAGAUGUAAUCACCUAGGUUUACAAGUAUUUUUAGGACUCACAUUAACUCACAUUUAUACAACAGAAGUGCUAUUUUGUAUGCCAUCAACUUUUCUUCUCUGUGUACUUUUUUUUUUUUAAGAGAAAGAUUUUAAUAUUAAACCUGGUGCUUCUCACCCACA